UAUUGAAAAAUAAAAUAGCGCGCACCUGUGUUGCUAGUAAUUAAUGAAAAUUAGUUGGUGUAUAGUUAGCAGACAUCAUUGUUGUCUGUUAGUUAUAUCAUCUUUCAAAAUGAAUUUGCCACUCGAUUGAAAAGAGAUGGAUGUACAUAUAAAAUUUGAGAAGAAACAAGAGAGACGAACGUGUAAAUAUAAACAGUAGAAAGAGGUUAGAAUUUCUGUUAAGCAUGGUAGGCGUUUUAAACGAUUCUGACAGCGAGGACGAACUGCCACCAGGUUGGGAAGAAAGAACGACGUUGGAUGGAAAUGUUUAUUACGUGAAUCAUUACACAAAGGGAACGCAGUGGACACAUCCCCGAACCGGUCGUAAGAAGAUCGUCGACGGAGAAUUACCAGUUGGCUGGGAGAGAUGUAUAUCAGACGACAAUAAAGUUCUAUUUAUCGAUCACACAAAUCAUACUACAACUUAUACCGAUCCAAGAUUAGCAUUUGCCACUGAAUACAGAGAAAUGUCUCAGCCAGUACGACAGAGAUUCGAUGGAAGUAGCACUGCUUUGGCAGUGUUGCACGGCCGAGAUUUACGCAACAAGGUUGCCCUUGUUACGGGAGCGAAUGCAGGCAUUGGAUAUGAGACUGCUAGAUCAUUAGCGUUGCAUGGCUGUGACGUAGUGCUGGCUUGUAGGGAUUUGCAAAAGGCUAACGAAGCUAUAAGUCGUAUCCGGCAAGAAAAGGAGGCCGCAAAUUGCGUAGCUCUGGAAAUGGACUUGUCAUCACUGCGCAGCGUGCGAGAGGCCAUCGAGCAGUUCAAGCAGAGAUUUAAAUCUCUUCAUAUUCUAAUAUUGAAUGCCGGUGUCUUUGGAAUACCGUAUCAGCUCACAAAGGAUGGUUACGAGACGACGUUUCAAGUCAAUCACUUGUCGCAGUUUUAUUUAACGCUCCUGCUGGAGAAUGUUAUACAGGGCACCAACAAUUCCAGGGUCGUAAUAGUUUCCAGCGAAUCGCACAGAUUUUCAACGAUACGAAGCCCGGAAGAUGUUCACCAAUUAACUCUGUCUCCACCAGCGUACAAGUACUGGGCAAUGGGUGCAUAUAACGAGUCGAAGCUGUGCAAUAUUCUGUUCGCGCAGGAACUGGCACGACAGUGGCCCUCCGUGAGCGUGUUUGCUUGCCAUCCCGGUAACAUGGUGUCUACGUCCUUAUCACGUCACUGGUGGUUAUAUCGGUUGCUGUUUGCCAUAGUACGCCCGUUCACCAAAUCACUGCAACAAGCAGCGAGCACGACAAUAUUUUGCGCUACGGCACCGGAAUUGGAGGGCGUAACAGGUGGCUACUUCAAUAAUUGUUAUCGCUGCCAACCAUCGAACGCGGCAGUGGAUCCUGCAUUAGCCUCGCGACUGUGGACUCUCAGUCAAGACAUGAUAACGGAGUAUUGUAAAAAGGGACAAGAACAAUCAUGAGCAAAAAGGUUUUAGUAAUGUCUGAAAAAUGACGUAAUAUUUGCAUAACAGUAUAUAUAAUAAUAUCAUCAUUUUAGACUGAAUAUAAAAUAAACAUAUGAAACAAA
This is a messenger RNA of Ooceraea biroi (clonal raider ant), 1561 nucleotides long. RefSeq names its product WW domain-containing oxidoreductase (gene Wwox). Lineage: Eukaryota; Metazoa; Arthropoda; Insecta; Hymenoptera; Formicidae. The record is from RefSeq and is a predicted model, not a curated record. Gene Ontology annotation, molecular function: protein binding.